Sclerotinia borealis F-4128 is the source of this 351-nucleotide messenger RNA. Lineage: Eukaryota; Fungi; Ascomycota; Leotiomycetes; Helotiales; Sclerotiniaceae. The record is from the annotation of a GenBank genome assembly.
AUGGCACCAAAAGGCCCAUACAAGCUCGUUACGGUAAACAAAGUUCCAGCCCGAGCAAAGAUUCUCAUCGGAAGAGUGAUCGAAGAUGUGAAGGAGGAAUAUACCAUUGAAUAUUUUAAGAACGCUGAACGAAUAGAAGAUGUAAAAACCAUGAUCGAACAGCAACAACCCGACGUCCUAUUCGUAGCCUCAAUGUGGACCAUCGAAGAAGCCGAUGAGAUUCAAUCCAUAGCCAAAUCCACAAAGCCGGGUAUUAAAACAAUGGCUAUUCCUCAUGGAUUACAGAUUGAAAAGGGUCCGGAUGCUGUGGUGGAGUUUUUGAAGGAGCAGUGGCCGGGGUUGGUUGGUUAG